Megachile rotundata (alfalfa leafcutting bee) is the source of this 3544-nucleotide messenger RNA. Its product is annotated as Vacuolar protein sorting 35. Gene Ontology annotation, biological process: intracellular protein transport; retrograde transport, endosome to Golgi. Lineage: Eukaryota; Metazoa; Arthropoda; Insecta; Hymenoptera; Megachilidae. The record is from RefSeq and is a predicted model, not a curated record. Gene Ontology annotation, cellular component: retromer complex; retromer, cargo-selective complex; late endosome.
UAUAUAGAACAAUAUGUAUUAUUGUUAUUUUUCAAACUUUAAAUAAUUGAGUAAAAUAUGAAACGCUACGAAAGCUCAGUAGUGUUAGGAAGAGCUUAGAUAGAGUUCAGAGAAAAUCUUCGAAGAAUGUAAAUUGGACUCAAGAAAAUGGUACGAAAAAUCUGGAUCAUGACGUAAUUUUAUCUGGAUAACAUCUAGGGAAAGUUUGGUCAGAAUUUAGGAACAACUAGGUAAAACUUGGAGAAAAUUUGUGAAAAAUUCAAAAGGAACACAAAAAAAGAAGACAGAAUUAUUAUCAAUGGAUAGAAGAGGAACCCCGUGAAAAUCGUGUAGUAAUCGAGAGAACCUGGAAGAAUCUAAAGACACCUUAAAUUAGAUAAAUUGUCGAAAGAUCCCAAAAAGAAUUGAAUGAAAUCUUAGAGAAAAAUUUAAGAAGAAUUCAGGAAAGCGUAGAAAAGUUUUUUGUUUUUGGAUAUAAAAUACAUGAAUAAAUGAAAUGAGUGGUGGGACACUUUUCUUUUUAUCAGUCCCUACAUUAAAAAACUUCAACGCACAUAUAGUUUAUACAACUAUUAUACGGGAUGAAAUAGUAUAGAUUAUAGAUUCGUACACACUAUACUGGUAUCUACAGUUCUGUAGAACGUAUCACUGUCAGAGGGUUGUUUCAGAUACAGGCAACGAGUGUUCGAAUUUUAAAAGAAAGAAAAUGGCAUAUAUUCAUUACCAAAGGAUUGUAACAUUAGUAAAUUACUUGCUUUCUGCAUAGUUCAUAUAACUUUUCUUUUGAAUAAUUAAUGCUGUUAUAGAGUAACGACAUAAUUUUUCUAUGCUUUUAUCAUCAUACAAGCUUAAAAUAGUGCAUGCUUGCAUUGAAUGGCUUACCUAGCAUGGUACUACCUGGUGUUCCUGGUAGGUAUCUUUAUUUUUCUCACAGCCAAUGACACCCGCCAUAACAGGAAUGGAAGAACAGGAAAAAUUACUUGAAGAUGCAAUUGGCGUAGUCAAAGUACAAGCUUUUCAAAUGAAACACUGUUUGGACAAAUCCAAGUUAAUGGAUGCAUUGAAACAUGCUUCUACAAUGUUAGGAGAACUUAGAACAUCUCUUCUAAGUCCAAAGAGUUAUUAUGAAUUAUAUAUGUCUAUUACCGAUGAGUUAAGACAUUUAGAGCUUUAUUUGUUAGAUGAGUUUCAAAAAGGAAGAAAAGUUACAGAUUUAUAUGAAUUAGUGCAAUAUGUUGGCAAUAUUGUACCUAGACUGUAUUUGCUUAUCACAGUUGGAUUGGUAUAUAUCAAAACAGCUCCUGGUUUGAAAAGAGACCUGUUAAGAGAUUUAGUAGAGAUGUGCAGAGGAGUCCAGCACCCUCUGAGAGGUCUUUUUUUAAGAAAUUAUUUAUUACAGUGUACCCGUAACAUUUUACCGGAUGUUGCAGAAGGAGAUGACGAAGAUGGAAGCGUUCGUGAUAGCAUAGACUUUGUUCUGAUGAAUUUUGCAGAAAUGAAUAAAUUAUGGGUACGCAUGCAACAUCAAGGUCACAGUAGAGAUAGAGAAAGAAGAGAGAGAGAAAGAGAAGAACUUAGAAUUUUAGUAGGCACUAAUCUUGUACGACUCAGUCAGUUGGAAUCAGUUACUUUAGAUAAGUAUGAAAAGCUUGUUUUACCAGGAAUUUUGGAACAAGUAGUUAGUUGUAGGGAUGCCAUUGCACAAGAGUAUCUCAUGGAGUGCAUAAUUCAAGUUUUUCCUGAUGAAUUUCAUCUGCAAACGUUAAACGCAUUUUUGAAGUCCUGUGCAGAACUUCAAAAUGGCGUAAACGUAAAAAAUAUAAUUAUUUCAUUGAUAGAUCGUCUUGCAGCAUUUAGUCAAAGAUCAGACGGUGUAGGAGGGCCAGGAAGUCCAAAUCAAGUACCUGGAAUCCCACAGGAUGUAAAACUAUUUGAUGUUUUUAGCGAUCAAAUUGCUACUAUUAUCCAGACUCGACAAGAUAUGCCUCCAGAAGAUAUAGUUUCUCUACAAGUAGCUCUUAUUAAUCUAGCACACAAAUGUUAUCCCGACAGAGUGGAUUAUGUGGAUAAAGUUUUAUUAACAACUGUCCAAAUUUUCCAAAAACAGAAUGUGGAUAAACUGGAAUAUAAUAGUGCUGUGUCAAGAGAGUUAGUAAGGUUGAUGAAAAUUCCAAUAGAUAAUUAUAAAAACAUACUAACUGUUUUAAAACUUGAUCAUUUUGCUCCGCUACUAGAUUAUUUUGAUUUUGAAGGCCGGAAGUUAUUAGCAAUUUAUAUAAUAACAAAUAUUUUAGAAAAUGAAACUUUAAUUCCAACUCAAGAGCAAGUAGAUGCUGUACUUUCUAUGAUAUCUCCGUUAGUACAAGAUCAACCUGAUCAACCCAACAUAGAGGAAGAUCCUGAAGAUUUCGCAGAAGAACAAGGACUUCUUGGUAGAUUAAUACAUCAUUUUAAAUCUGAAACGGCUGAUCCACAAUACAUGAUAUUAAGUGCUGCCAGGAAACAUUUUAGUGCAGGUGGAAAUAAGAGAAUAAAAUACACUUUACCACCAAUAGUAUUUCAGGCUUAUCAGCUAGCUUUUACAUAUAAGGGCUUGAAAGAUCAAGAUGAAAUGUGGCAAAAGAAAUGUCAAAAAAUUUUCCAGUUUUGUCACGCAACUAUCACGGCUUUAAUGAAAGCUGAACUGGCAGAAUUGCCACUAAGGCUAUUCCUUCAAGGUGCAAUAGCAAUAGGAGAAAUUCGUUUCGACAAUUUUGAAAUGGUUGCUUAUGAAUUUAUGAGUCAAGCAUUUUCAAUAUAUGAAGAUGAAAUAAGCGAUUCCAAGGCUCAGCUAGCAGCCAUUACAUUAAUUAUUGCUACGUUCGAGCAAAUGAGUUGCUUUAGCGAAGAAAAUGCGGAACCGGUUCGUAAUCAAUGUGCUUUGUACGCCAGUAAAUUAUUGAGAAAACCAGACCAGUGUAGAGGUGUUGCUACUUGCUCUCAUAUAUUUUGGUCAGGAAAAUCAUUAGCAACAGGAGGAAAAGAGAUGCAAGAUGGGAAUAAAGUGUUGGAUUGUUUGAAGAAAGGUAUCAGAAUAGCAAGCCAAUGUAUGGAUACUUCAGUUCAAGUACAACUUUACGUUGAAUUAUUAAAUCAUUAUAUUUAUUUCUACGAGAAGGGAAAUACAGCGGUAACCGUUCAAAUUUUAAACCAAGUAAUCGCAAAAAUUAGGGAAGAGCUUCCUAAUUUAGAAGUUAGCGAAGAAACUGAACAAAUUCAAAAACAUUUAGCGAAUACAUUGGAACAUUUGAGAAAUAGGAUGGAGUCUCCGGAAGCUGACGGUCUUUCAUAUCAAGGACUUGUCCUGUAAUAUGAUCGAUAUAUUUACUAAUUUUGUACAUAAAGAACUCGCUGAUUGUUAUAUGCAAUAAUUAUAAGUUCUGAAAUCAAAAACGCUUACUAAGUACAGAUUUCUAUCAUCUAAAGGACAUCAAUUUUUCUGCAAAAAGUAAGUUGUUAAAAAAUGUAUUAUUUGUUAAGCCAUAAGAUAUAAUCUGUAUAUUUG